AUGGCAGACGUGCGCUCGCUCCUGCGUAAUGAGCGCGCAUCGCGCAGAAUCAACCACCCUCACGCAACUUACUCGGACUCUGGCAAGCUGCUAUGUGCCGUCUGCAACCUUCAGAUCAAGACCGAGUCGUUAUGGGACAAUCACGUCAAGUCACCGCAACAUACCGCGCGACUGGAAUACUUGCGCGCAAACCCUCCACCACCCACAGCCGCGCCACAGACCAAGAAGCGCAAGGCCGGUGAAAGCGAUGAUGAGGGCAGGAAAAGGGUCAAGGCUGUCCCUGGUGGCUUUGUGCCCGAAGGGUUCUUUGAUGCCGCCCAAGAGGACGAGGACCAGCAUGAAGUUGACGACGCAAACACACCAACUGCUCCAUCAAUACCAGACGCUGCAUCCGCCGAAGCGCACACGACACAACCCACCGCACCUGCACCGCCCCCUGCGCCAGAUGUCGAUGAAGACGAAUGGGCCGCUUUCGAGCGUGAGAUGGCUGCUACCCAACAAAAUGCCUUGCCCAUCAUCAGCGCAUCUGCCACCAUCUCGGCCGCCCCUGUCUCGGCCGAGGAGCUAGCUGCCCAGGCUCGCGAGGAACAGAGCGCUCAGCGUACCGCAAGAGAAGCCGAAAUAGAGGCUGAUACUGAGGAUGCUGCGCUUGCCAUGCAACAAGAGUUCGAUGAAAUGGAAGAGUUGGACGAGAGGAUGCUCCUGCUUCGAUACCAGAAGCAGUGA
Molecule: messenger RNA, 726 nt
Organism: Aureobasidium pullulans EXF-150
Lineage: Eukaryota; Fungi; Ascomycota; Dothideomycetes; Dothideales; Saccotheciaceae
Exons: 2
Coding region: 1-726 (241 amino acids)
Biological process (GO): mitotic DNA replication checkpoint signaling; mitotic DNA damage checkpoint signaling; nuclear DNA replication
Cellular component (GO): nucleus; spliceosomal complex
Molecular function (GO): zinc ion binding; nucleic acid binding
Source: RefSeq, a predicted model, not a curated record